AUGUCGACUGAUAAGAUCACCUUCCUCACCAACUGGCACGCUACGCCAUACCACGCUCCGCUCUACCUUGCUCAGGCCAAGGGGUACUUCAAGGAAGAGGGCAUCAAGGUCGCUCUGCUUGAGCCCAAUGACCCCAGCGAUGUUACCGAGAUCAUUGGCACCGGCAAGGUCGAUCUCGGCUUCAAAGCCAUGAUCCACACCCUCGCCGCCAAGGCCCGCAACUUCCCUGUUCUCUCUGUCGGCAGCCUCCUCGACGAGCCCUUUACGGGCGUCGUCUAUCUCAAAGACUCGGGCAUCACCACCGACUUUCGCUCCCUGAAGGGAAAGCGGAUCGGCUACGUGGGCGAGUUUGGUAAGAUCCAGAUCGACGAGCUGACGUCUCACUACGGCAUGACGCCCGACGAGUACACGGCCGUACGCUGCGGCAUGAACGUCUCCAAGGCGAUAAUCGAAGGCACCAUAGACGCCGGCAUCGGCCUGGAGAACGUGCAGAUGGUUGAGCUCGAGGAGUGGCUCGCCGGCCAGGGCCGCCCCAAGACGGACGUGCAGAUGCUCCGCAUCGACGAGCUCGCCGAGCUCGGGUGCUGCUGCUUCUGCACCAUCCUGUACAUCGGCAACGAGUCCUUCAUCGCCGAGAACCCGGACAAGGUCCGCAAGUUCAUGAAGGCCGUCAAGAAGGCCACCGACUACGUGCUGGAGCAGCCCGAGGAGGCCUGGAAGGAGUACGUCGGCUUCAAGCCCGUCAUGGGCUCGGACCUGAACCGCAAGAUCUUUGAGCGCAGCUUCGCCUACUUCUCGCACGACCUGAAGAACGUCGAGCGCGACUGGGCCAAGGUCACCAAGUACGGCAAGAGGCUGGGCGUCCUGGACGAGAGCUUCAAGCCGAACUACACCAACGAGUUCCUCGACUGGGCCCUCGACGAGGACUCUCCGGACCCUACCGGCGACCAGAAGAGGAUGGUCGAGCUGCAGAACGAGGUUUCCUGCAAGGGCGGCUUCCGUCGCCUGAAGCUGCAGUCCGCCGUCAAGGCCUAG
This is a messenger RNA of Colletotrichum graminicola M1.001, 1035 nucleotides long. RefSeq lists its product as uncharacterized. The transcript has 4 exons. Lineage: Eukaryota; Fungi; Ascomycota; Sordariomycetes; Glomerellales; Glomerellaceae. Bases 1 to 1035 code for a protein of 344 amino acids. Gene Ontology annotation, biological process: thiamine biosynthetic process. The record is from RefSeq and is a predicted model, not a curated record.